AUGCGGCACUACAACGUCAGCAGCGUCACGGGCCGCCGCGUCAACCCGGACGAGGGCGCGGUGGAGUACAGCGUGCGGUGGUCGGGGUACGACAGCGUGUGCGACACGUGGGAGCCCCGCGGCAACCUCCUCGCGUACUGCGCCGGCCCCGUCGGCGAGGUGGACGCGCGCGAGGCGACCGCGGCGCUGCGGCGCAUUGCCUCGUGGGCCAACGGGACGGAGGCGUCGAAGCGCGCGCGCGACGCAACCCCCGCGCCGGAGGAGGCCCCGCCGCUGCACGGCAUCAUCGUGCGCAGCGGCGCAGGGGACGAGGCGAGGGGCGGGGCGUCGCUUGUGGCCCUCGGCGAGCGUGUCUUGGCGGACGCCACCUCGCAGGGGCUGAACCCGACAAAAAAGAAGCGGCUGCAGGGCCAAGGCGAGCGUGACCCCGCCUGCGAUCCAGCGCUGCAGCUGGAGAGGUGCUGGCAGGAGCAACACGCCGUGAGUUUCAUGCACACCUGCGCCGUCUCCGCCUGUCGCACGCCGGCACCGCUGCAGUUCGAGUUGGGCACCUGCACCGAUAAGUGCCGUGACGCGUCCAGCAUAGAGAUUUACGGCAUCGCGCCCGCCGCGCUCGUUCGCAGUGGACAAAUGUACGACACCGUUACGAGUUGCGAGCCCCUGAUUGGCCGCGCCGAGGCGGAGCACCUCCGUGGGCAGUGCAAAUUCAACAGCGCGCUCGCCCACACGACGCAAACGCUGCUGCGUGGCAAGCGCGAGCAGCUCGUCGUGCGGUAUUUUCUCAUGGGGAAUGAUGAGGGGCAGGAGCAGACGCUGCUGACGAUGCCAUUGUCUGUGUUCCGUCGCUACUACCCGCAGUUGCUGCUGGACUUCCUGCUGCGUCAUGUGCUAGUCAUGGAGUCCGCGUAG
Trypanosoma conorhini is the source of this 909-nucleotide messenger RNA. RefSeq lists its product as uncharacterized. The transcript has a single exon. The coding region runs from base 1 to 909 and encodes 302 amino acids. Lineage: Eukaryota; Euglenozoa; Kinetoplastea; Trypanosomatida; Trypanosomatidae. The record is from RefSeq and is a predicted model, not a curated record.